This is a messenger RNA of Protopterus annectens (West African lungfish), 1439 nucleotides long. RefSeq names its product hes family bHLH transcription factor 4 (gene HES4). Gene Ontology annotation, biological process: regulation of transcription by RNA polymerase II; anterior/posterior pattern specification; regulation of neurogenesis. NCBI's taxonomy places the organism in Eukaryota, Metazoa, Chordata, Ceratodontiformes, Protopteridae. The transcript is spliced from 4 exons. Gene Ontology annotation, cellular component: nucleus. The record is from RefSeq and is a predicted model, not a curated record. The coding region runs from base 235 to 1125 and encodes 296 amino acids. Gene Ontology annotation, molecular function: DNA-binding transcription factor activity, RNA polymerase II-specific; RNA polymerase II cis-regulatory region sequence-specific DNA binding; protein dimerization activity.
UGAAAGAAAAGCCUCAUUUUGUUUUGUGAGUGUUGGUGUAAUUCCGUCCGUAAUCGUUUAACGCUGGUAUUUGCACGGGCUACCAAUUGUGACCUGUAGAGCGGCGGACUUUCAUUUUAUUUUAUUAGCUUGUUUACUUGUUUUACUGGAAAUAAUUUUAUGUCCGCGGUGCAGAGAUACUGAGGAUCCUGCAGAGUGAUUCACUAAGUGAACCAAGAUCUACUUUAGCUUAAAAUGCCUGCUGAUUCCAUUGAGAAAAACACAGCAUCUCCGAUGGCUGGUGCCCCAGCAAAUGUCAUGCAAACUCCGGACAAACCAAAGAGUGCAAGCGAACACAGAAAGUCUUCCAAGCCCAUCAUGGAAAAGAGAAGACGAGCCAGAAUAAACGAAAGUCUUGGGCAGCUUAAAACUCUAAUUCUGGAUGCACUGAAAAAAGACAGCUCAAGACAUUCCAAGUUAGAAAAGGCAGACAUCCUGGAAAUGACAGUCAAGCAUUUAAGAAAUUUGCAACGAGCUCAGAUGACCGCUGCAUUGACUGCAGAUCCUACCGUCCUUGGAAAGUAUAGAGCCGGCUUUAACGAGUGCAUGAAUGAGGUGACCAGAUUUCUGUCCACUUGCGAGGGAGUGAACACCGAGGUCCGAACCCGCCUUUUAAGCCACUUGUCUGCUUGUCUAGGGCAGAUUGUGGCAAUGAACUAUUCCCACCAAGCUCCAGCAGGCCAGCCUGCCCACAUUGCUCAACCUCUGCAUGUACAGCUGCCAACUUCUGUCCCUCUUAAUGGGGUUACCAUGCCAUGUAAACUGAGCCCAACUGAGGCUGUUUCGCCAAAGGUAUAUGGUGGGUUCCAGCUUGUUCCAGCUACCGAUGGACAAUUUGCUUUUCUGAUCCCAAGUUCAGGUUUUGCUUCGACCGCAGCUAGCAGUCCCGUUAUUCCACUGUAUGCCAAUGCAAAUCUUCCAGUAAAUGUGGGUCCAGGAUCCACUCAUUGCAAUUCCACGGCGCCCUCUACAGGCUCACCAGUGCAAGCCAUAACGUCUUUUGGUUCCACUAUGCAACAGACUGUCAGUCCGAUCGGUAUGGGUUCCAGUCCAGAGAGCAACGAAUCUGUCUGGAGACCUUGGUAAAAGGCAAAAAAAAAAAAAAAAACAGACUUAAAAACUCUUUUCGAGUUCCAGGUGUAUGGUUCCGUUGUAUGGGACAUGACGUUUUUUUAAGAGACUUUUGUAUUUAAAAGUGUAUAUUUCCAAAAUUUGGAUGUUAGAAUCGUAUCUUUAUAUUGUUGAAAAGAGCAUUCAUUCAUUGAUACACUUUUCGCUAAGAAAUACUACUUUUGUAUAACUGUUAACAAAAAGUUGGGUUUUGCCAAAGUUAUUUCCAUAUUGUUUAACAGAUUUCCAAUUUACUGGGAGUCGAAAUGAAUAAAUAUUUUUUAAGUUAA